UGGCGAGUGGAGCUCCGGUAGCUGUGGUGCCCAUGGCCCUGAUGUGGUUAGAUGGAGAAGUACUACCACUAUGUGGAGAUCGGCACCAGCAACUUCCGCACAUUGGUUGGCGCGCAACCGGCGGAGCAACAUGGUCUCAGUGUGGAACCUAUGCCCUUCUUCGUGCGCGACUUAAGGGAGCGCUAUGCUUCCAGCCAUCCCCAUAGCAAGCUGGUUAACGCUGCUGUGCUGCCUAAAGCCUCCACAGCUCAUGUGGUGAGCGCCUUCUACGUUCACCCGGAGAAUGUGACCGCCUGGAAGCUGCCCAUAGUGUUCCUGGGGAUGAGCCGUAUGGGUGCCCCGCACCCAUCGGUCACAGAGAUUUUGGAGCAGCGGCAAUUGAUGCACCUCCUACAGAAUAGACCUGUUCGUGCGAUGUCAGUGCAACGCCUGCUGGAUCUCUACGAUGCCUGUCGAUCCUUGGAGAACUUUCCAUUGGCUUUUGCCACCCGUGAAAGAGCUCGAAAGCUUCUGAAAUCCCUCGCCAUGGUCGGGUACUACGAGAGUGGAAGGCAGUUCGAUGAGGUGGCUGGGAUACCUGGGGGCCAAGAAACCUACAGCAUUCGCCUGGUUUACGCGCGGCAGCAGGACAAGAGGCAGGGAGUGGCCAGCCUAAUGUGGUCGGCACCAGCAGUACCAAAGAUUGUACAUAUGCUCCUGCCAUGUUUCUUCACACGGCCGGUCCACUGCGGCUUUGACGGGGAGUCGGAGGCGCAACGUUUGCGCUGGCGGAAGGCCCUGCCCAGCGACUGGCACGUGGAACUCUGGACGCCCUACAGACUGACGGUGGCGUUGCAUGACCAGGAGCCAUUGCACUGGCCAACGCUUCUGGGGGUAGUGCCCAAAUUCGACCGCCAUAAGAUGCCUCACUACGCUGCCAAGUAUCAUCUCUUGGCCUACUUCGGCGGCAUUUUCGUCGAUUGGCAGCUGCAUCCCGGUAUGGUUCAGCAGCUGCUCGCAGCCCACCAGUCCAGUCGCCAAGAAGGUUUCUGGUGCUUGGACCCAGGCCCCAGCGCGCUCCGCAGCGACAGCGGCGCAGUGCUGGUGGCAAGGGCCUUUCAUCCCACCAUGCAGUUGAUGGGCUAUGAGAUGCCAAAGCAUGGGAUCAGGAGGGAAGAUGCCCAGAAGAGUUUGUCACAGGCGGAACUGUACUUGCUGAAACUGUACUACCAGAUUUGGAGCGGAGACGAAUUGACAUGUCACCGCGCCAAUUUGACACGGCGAAAAAGCGGAGUUUGAUCGAUUUCAGCGGUUUGGGAAAA
This is a messenger RNA of Cladocopium goreaui, 1301 nucleotides long. Lineage: Eukaryota; Dinophyceae; Suessiales; Symbiodiniaceae. The record is from the annotation of a GenBank genome assembly.